AUGGCCAAAGAGGAGCCGGAUGAGUGGGCUGAGCAGAUAGGAAAUGCCAACAGGUUGUGCAGCCAGAAGAGCCCGGACAUCUCACUUCGAUCUUUCCAGUCGCGACUGGCACAGUGGCGCGAGCAAUGCCUUAGAUUUCAAUCCUCUGGCGAGACGUGGGCGCCCACGAAACCCUGUUGUCCAGCGUGUCCCUAUCUGGGGUUGGAAGCUAUUCUCUGGCAAGGCUGCAAGAAGCACGAGCCGACGCCGUGUGUGCAACUCCUCAGCAUACAGGAGUUGCUUGAGUUGUAUGAGUUCUUCCGCGAGAACCCGCAGCAUGGCUUUUUCGAGGAUUCCGGAUCUGAACCACGGCUCGAUGUUGGAUGUGAUUUGCAGAUGCGCCCCUGGAUACGUGAUCUGCCGCGAGUUCGCGCGGGCGGUGGCUAUGAACUCGCGGAGGACGGGAUGCUGAAGCUCUCGCCGAGCUCAGGCUCCGCUGCCCAGUUCCACGAGGGCUCCACGGAGCCCGGCGAGAAACAUUCAGAGGCCGUCGAGCCGAGACCGGGCGGCCCGGCUCCUAAAAGGCAAAGGGCUGGAAACCGGCAGGCGCAGCCCAGGGACACAGCCACCAAGAAGAGAGCUCAUGGGAGCACAACCAAGGUCAGCGGGAAA
Symbiodinium necroappetens is the source of this 651-nucleotide messenger RNA. Lineage: Eukaryota; Dinophyceae; Suessiales; Symbiodiniaceae. The record is from the annotation of a GenBank genome assembly.